GUUGAAGUAGCAACUCAUAAGCAAUGAGUCUAGCAAGGGAGACACACAGAAAAUAGAAAAUGACCAAGUAAAUAUUGGCUGUGGUCGUGGUACCCGCCAUAGGAGACAGUAGAGGGCGCUGUAAGAAUAUAUAAUGGGGUCAGUGGCAGCAGGCGGGGUGAGGAGGGACAGGUUCGCCUUUCCUGAGGCGAUAGUAUUGAGCUGAGACCUUAAGGACUGAGAUGGAGUUAAACUGGGCAGAGAGAAGAGUGAAGAGAAGGAGGGACGCACGUGAGGCCUCGAGGGUCGGAGGGGCUGUGUCGGGUAGUUUCGGAGUGACCCACGUGGCCGGCAGUGGAGAGUGCUUCCAAGGCAGAAGCAGACACAGAAGGAGUCUGCUGAGGGCGAGGGUCAUGGACUUCGUCACCUCCACGGCCAUCCUGCCCCUGCUGCUGGGCUGCGUGGGCGUCUGCAGCCUCUUCAAGCUGCUGCAGUGGCUGCGCACGAGAGCCUGCGUCCGGAACGCCGUGGUGGUCAUCACCGGCGCCACGUCGGGCCUGGGCCGAGAAUGUGCCAGAGUUUUCCACGCUGCGGGCGCUAAGCUGGUGCUCUGUGGCCGGAACGCCGAGGCCCUGGAGGAGCUCACCCGAGAACUUGCUGCUUCCCGGGCUACCAAGGUGCAGACUCACAAGCCUUACACGGUGACCUUUGACCUCACGGACCCUGGGGCCAUAGUGGGGGCCGCUGCGGAGAUCCUGCAGUGCUUUGGCUAUGUGGACGUGCUCAUCAACAACGCUGGGAUCAGCUACCGCGGCACCAUUGUGGACACCAACCUGGACGUGGACAGGAGAGUCAUGGAGACAAACUACUUUGGUCCAGUUGCUCUGACGAAAGCGCUCCUGCCCUCUAUGAUCAGAAGGCGCCAGGGCCACGUUGUCGCCAUCAGCAGUAUCCAGGGCAAAAUCAGCGUUCCUUUCCGAUCCGCGUACGCGGCCUCCAAACACGCGACCCAGGCCUUCUUCGACUGCUUGCGGGCCGAGGUGGAGCGGCAUGACAUCGAGGUGACCGUCGUCAGCCCCGGGUACAUCCAGACCAGCCUCUCCCUCAACGCCGUCACGGCCGACGGGUCCAAGUAUGGAGUGAUGGACGAGACCACGGCCCAGGGCCGAAGCCCCUCGCAGGUGGCCCGAGAUGUGCUGGCUGCCGUGGGGAAGAAAAAGAAGGAUGUGGUCCUGGCUGAUGUGGCGCCUUCCCUGGCUGUUUACCUGCGGACUCUGGCUCCCCGGCUCUUCUUCAGCCUCAUGGCCUCCCGGGCCAGGAAGGAGUGGAAGCCCAAGCGUUGCUAGUGCCUGUGCGGGCAGGCGGCGCGGCAGCACCGCUGCUGCACGGCGACAGGUGUGAAAUGACCAGCAAGAGAGCAUAGUAAAAAGGGUUCACGUUGAAAAAUAAAACUGAGCACGCCAAUAAUGGAAAGGUCUUUAAAAGUGAAAAAGUCAAGUACAGAACAGUGUGUGUAGCCUGUGAUUUCCAGUGCAUUUCUGAGAAAGUGUACAUUUGCUUUUAGAUGCACAGAACGUUUCUGGGCGGAUAUACAAAGACCCAAGAGUUACGACUGUCUCUGAGGAGGGGAAUGGAGGGGCUCCAGAAAGAAAGGGGCCCCUUCUUACCAAAUGACUUUAGAACCCUUUGAAUUUGGCAGGUUCCAUGGAGCUUACGGGACGGAACUGGCCUGCACAGGAGCACAGCCUGCCGGGCCACAGGGGCUGCUGCAGGCGCUGCCUCCGGUCAGGGUCACGGGCUCUCCCUGGGGGCUUGUGAACCUGCCUCCAGCUGGGGUCAGUCUCCUCUCCUCGUCAGAAUCGGCUCCAGCAGCACCCAGGAAAUAGUCCUCAAAGGAAUCCUGGGGAACCUGGCAGCCAGCACGAAGAGCCCACAGAACAAACCUCAUUUUGCCAGCACAGAAGCCGGCCCUGGGGAUCCCACGCCAUCUUGAAGCCUGUCUUGAACCUGGGAUUACAGGAGCCUCAGACACGGGACCCACAGAGUCUGGAGACAGCUCCAAAAGUCAGGGGUGCACAAGAAUGUUCAAAGCAGCACUCUGGCGAGAGCAGAGAGAGAGAGAGCGUGACUCGGCCACGGGAGGUAAAGCCGUGGAGGCACAGUCACCCAGUGCCUCCCGACCCGGAAGGGGAAGCGGGCGCACAACACCCGUGAACGCCGCACGCACGCACGCACGGUUCAGAAGCGUGCAGAACCAAGCACGUGCCGUCACGGAGACGGCGGAGGAUUCCGGAGUGAGGUGGCCGCUGCCUGCGCUCGGGAGGGCAGUGUGGCCCAGGGAGACGCUAGCGCUUGGUUCAUUAAUUGUUUUCUAAACUACGGUAAAAUACACAUAACACAAAAUUUACUAUCUGUAAAUUUUGUGUUAUGUGUACAGUUCAGUAAGGUUAAGUACACUAAGACACUGUUGGGCAACCAAUGUCCAGAACUUUUUUGUCUUACAAAACUAAAACUCUGUCCCCAUUAAACCACAACUCCCCCCGCACCCCACCCUUCUACUUUCUGUCUCUAUGAAUUUGGCUGCUCAGGGAGGGACCUCAUGUAAGUGGAGUCACACAGUAUCUUUUUUUGUGGCCGGCUUCUUUCACUUAGCAUAAUGUCCUCAAGGUUCAUCCACGUUGUAGCAAGUGUCAGUUUCCUUCCUUUUUAAUGCUGAGUAAUAUUCCCUGUGUGUACAGACCACGUUUCGUUAUCCAUCCAUCCAUCGAUAGGUUGCUUCCACCUUCUAGCUAUUGUGAACGAUGCUGCUGUGAACACGGGUGUAAAAAUACCUGUUUUAGUCCCUGCUUUUAAUUAUUUUGGAUAUAUACCUAGAAGUGGGAUUGCUGGAUCAUGUGGUAGUUCUAUUUUUAAUUUUCUGAGGAACCUCCACACUUUCCCACAGUGGCUGUACUAAUUUACAUUCCCACCAACACUGCACAAGGGUUCCCUUUUCUCCGCAUCCUUGCCAACACUUUUAUUUUCUGUUUUUUCCAUAGUAGCCAUCCUAGUGGUAUGAGGUGGCAUCUCGUGGUGGUUUUGACUUGUGCUUCCUAAAUGACAGCUUUAUUGUGAUAGAUUCACCCACUUAAACUGCACAAGUCAGUGGCUCGACACUUUCACUGAGUUGUGCAACCAACACCACGAUCAAUUUUAGAACAUCUUCCUCACCUCAAAAAGUAACCCCGUCACUCCCCAUUCGCCCCUGACCCCCGUCCCUGGCAAUCUCCAGCCUACUUUCUGACUGUGUAUCUGCCUCUUCUGGGCGUUCUGCAGGAAUGCAUCACGUGGCACGUGGGCUUUGGGGCUGAUUCCUUCAUUUAGCCUCGUGUUCCCAAGGUCGUACAUAUGGUAGCAAGUGUAUAACUUUUCAUAUGGUAGAGACAUACUUUUGAUGGAUUUAACAUAUAAUUUUUAAAAUUCCAAGACAAAAUACCCAGCGGGAAGCAUCAAAGAUGCUCUGCAUAAAAAAAGGCCAAUAAUGGUUUUCUCUGGAUGGUGGCCCAACAGGUAACUUUUAAAUUUUAGUUUUCUGUAUUUUUCAAAAACAAAAAAUAAACGUGUUUCUUUUAUAAUGGGAAAAUUAAUUAUAAAUUUUUUCAUAAAAAGAAAAAUCCUGUCCAAUAGCUCUGUAUCCCUUGGGGUGGAAGAGACCAGACAGGGCAGGCCCUCCCAGCCGAGGAGAGGGGGCCCCCCUCCUGCUCCAGUGGCUUCCCAGGCCGCAAAGGGGCCGAGGUGGUCUCACACUCCUGCAGUCCGUUUCCCUGUUCCACUCCAGCGGGCACUGGCCCUGCAACCCACCACCUUUUCUGGUCAUGCUGGAACCAGAAGAACCGACCCAAACACUGCUUUAAGGCCCCUUCCUGGAGCGGCGCUGGGCUCACAGUCUCAGCUCAAACACAGGAGGAGGUGAUGCCAAGCUCCUUGAAGGCAGUGACUGCUUUCAUCGCAGUCUGGUCCGCCCCGCCCCACCCUGGGCCUGAAUGUGACAGGUUCCCAGCAGACUUAGAGGAAGGACGUUUGAAAGGACUGACAGAUGAAAAACAAUUAACAGUAAUUAAGGGCACCUGUGGCUGAAAAUUAAACUAGGUCCAUGCAUCAGGUUGCCUUCCACCCAAUAAGCACAGGGUCACGUGACCAGCUGUGACAUGCCAGGUGGUGCCACCCCCGCAUCCCCGGUCUAGGGAAACCCACUUCUGGCAAACCCCAAAUCACUUCCUUGGGAGCCAAGGAAAGCAGUAAACUCCUAUGCUGUGGAUUCAAAGGCCAGUUAGGACUGAAAAGCACAGGCUUGUAGCUCCAAAUACUGAGGACAUUUCCAAACUGGCACCUGACGUUCUCGUUGUUUCAGAGGAAGCCACGUGCCAGGGAACAGGCUCCCCGUGGUGCUCCAGGGACCGGGCAGCUCUGCGUUGGGGACAAGACCACGGCGCACCAAGAGUGGGAGCCGAGAGGCCUGGAUUCCGGUUCCUCUCAGUCACUCACUGGCCUUGUGUCCAAGGACAAAACCCCUUGCUGCUCUGAGCCAGCUUCCCUCAUGUCAAAUGGUGCAAAGGCCCCGGCUCACAGAGUGAAGAUGGGGUGAGAUGGGAUGGGCCGGGCAUGCAAACAAGGUGACAGCUGCAAAGCACCACCCAGUGUAAGGCCCAAGCACUGUGUAAACUUAAGUAAAAUUGAGUGAAAUUUAA
Balaenoptera musculus (blue whale) is the source of this 4706-nucleotide messenger RNA. RefSeq names its product dehydrogenase/reductase 7B (gene DHRS7B). The transcript is spliced from 8 exons. The coding region runs from base 222 to 1325 and encodes 367 amino acids. Gene Ontology annotation, molecular function: oxidoreductase activity. The record is from RefSeq and is a predicted model, not a curated record. Lineage: Eukaryota; Metazoa; Chordata; Mammalia; Artiodactyla; Balaenopteridae. Gene Ontology annotation, cellular component: membrane.